Molecule: messenger RNA, 1039 nt
Organism: Melitaea cinxia (Glanville fritillary)
Lineage: Eukaryota; Metazoa; Arthropoda; Insecta; Lepidoptera; Nymphalidae
Product: retinol dehydrogenase 11-like
Exons: 1
Coding region: 80-976 (298 amino acids)
Source: RefSeq, a predicted model, not a curated record
CUCGACUUCCUGUUCGCUUGUAGUCUGCUAAGUGACAGUGUCUCGUUAAGGACUCGAUAUUGUGUUAUUAAAGGAUACAAUGUGUGAAACGAGUGCACGUAUGGACGGGAAGGUGGUCAUCAUAACCGGUGGCAGCACUGGCAUGGGCUAUGAAGCUGCAAAAGUUAUAGCUAAAAAAGGAGCAAAGGUCAUCAUCGCUAGCCGAAAUGAGGCGAAAUUAAUAAAAGCAAGAAAUCGUAUAGAACAGAUCACCGGUAACAAGAACGUUUCAUACAAACUUUUAGAUCUAGCAUCACUUGAUUCUGUCAGAAGUUUUGCCAACGAUACUUUGAAUAUGGAGGAGCGAGUUGACGUACUUAUCAAUAAUGCGGGUGCUGUAGGACUUCCUGAUAAACUGACAGCAGAUGGACUUAAUCUCACGAUGCAAGUUAAUUAUUUUGGUGCAUUUUUACUUACGUAUCUAUUGCUGCCCUUGUUAAAGAGCUCGGCUCCUAGUCGAAUAAUCAACACUUCGGCCUCGUCAAUGUACAUCGGACACAUUGAUUUCGAUCAUUGGAACGACGUUGAAUACUACACAUCGGUGGAAGUUUUGGCGAAUUCAAAAUUAGCUAUGACGUUGUUUACGGCCGAAUUAGAUGAACGUUUUAGAAAUUCAGAUAUAACAGCGAAUACAAUUGAUCCUUUUCUAGUUCGAGAUACAAAUGUGUUAAAUAAUCUUCCAAGUUUAACGAAGAAUAUAUCUCAAUUAUUUCUAAACGUUGUCGGUCAACCUAAAGAGGAUGUCGGGAAGCAAAUAGCGAUAUUAGCCGCUGAUCCUUCGCUAGAGACAGUUAGUGGGAAACAUUUUAAGUUCUGUCAAAAGUGGAUUAAUCACUGGUUAGUAAGUGAUCGAAAAUUAACUAAAGAGUUGUGGGACCAAUCAAAAAUUGCGGUAAAGUUAUCAUCUGAUGAAGAUUGGGAGGCGUAUGACUAUUGAUUGUGGUGUAUUUCUAGUUUUAUAUGGUUUUGAGUAAAUUAUAUUCACAUUAUAAAUAAUAAA